GAAAGCAAAUUUGGGGGCGUUUGGACAAAUCUGAAAUUACAUCUAGCCAAUGCUUACCCUGCGAAACGGAUAAAACCGACCCGACCUAAAAAAAUCUCAUAUACUUUUCGUAUCUUAUCCUUUUAAGGCUGCAUUUUAGAGGUUCGAGGUUAAGUUUAAGAGUUUCAAAUGGGGAGAGAGGUGAAGAAAAUAGAGAAAAAGGAGGCCAGGCGUGUGACUUUUGCCAAGCGGAGGAAGGGGUUGAUAAAAAAGGCAAAGGAGCUUUCAAUUCUCUGCGACGCAGAUGUCGGGCUUGUCAUUUUUUCUGCAACAGAGAAGCUCUCCGAGUACUCCAAUACCAGCAUGAAGAUGAUUUUGAAGAAGUAUUCUGAGAGCCAUAGUGGAUUUUUAAAUAAUGAGAAAUUAAAUAUUGAGCCUGAAAAUCAAGAUUUGAGAAAGAUACAAGAAGAAAUGGAAAACAUCAACAAUACUUUGAGGUAUAUGCAUGGAGAUGAUCUUAAAGGGAUAACAAUAAAUGAAUUACAAAAACUUGAACGAAUGUUAGAAGUUGGAUUACGUAGAAUUCAAACAACAAAGGGAAACCAAAUUGAAGAGGAGAAUACCAGACUUCACCUAGAGAUUUCCAAAUUUAAGAAUAAUACUACAAAAGAAUUCGUGUUGAUAGAGCCCUUGGAAACUAGUGAUCAUCCUCAAUCAUCUGAAGUUAUACAUGAUUCUCACCUACCAAUGAGCCAACACAAAGAAAGCAUUCAAGACAACGAGCUUUCAGACACUAACCUACAUUUGGGGUUGUCGAUUUGAUACCUGUUUAGUAUCCAGUCACGAAAGAAAAUUGAGAGUAUUUGAAAGUUUCAACUUAUUAUCUUUUCAUCAAAAACAUGUAUUCAUUAUAGAAGAGUAUAUCAACGCUUCUGAUUCAAUCAUAUCCUUUGCUGAUUAAUAAUUGGUAGAUUCCUUAGAAGACGGAGGCAUGUGAUUCAACUCAUAUUCUUGGCUGGAAAAUGAUGAUAGAUUCCUAGCUUGUACCAACACAGUUAGAAUCUUGAAGAGAUUUUAUUAAUUCGUAUUAUUUCUAAUUUUAAACAAGCUUACGUUCAAAUUGAGAAUCAUGCUAAAUCAACCUUUCAAACAACGUGAUUUUCUGAAACCAUCAACUAUUGAAUCAUAUAAACUAUAAUUAUAAAAUUAGUUAAUAAAUAUUCCCUAUGCAUCUUUUAAUUGUUCUCAAUAGUAAUAAUCAGUGGUUCGCGACUUUUGUAGAAAGCUUAGCAAUCGGAGUGCAUUUUAAGGGCCUUAUGACCUGAAUUAUGAUAAGGACCGUUUUAUGUAAUGAUCAUGAUAUUAAAUAGUUUUUGACAGAGAACGGUAAUU
This is a messenger RNA of Cryptomeria japonica (Japanese cedar), 1371 nucleotides long. Its product is annotated as MADS-box transcription factor 23. The transcript is spliced from 8 exons. Lineage: Eukaryota; Viridiplantae; Streptophyta; Pinopsida; Cupressales; Cupressaceae. Bases 169 to 801 code for a protein of 210 amino acids. Gene Ontology annotation, biological process: regulation of transcription by RNA polymerase II. Gene Ontology annotation, cellular component: nucleus. The record is from RefSeq and is a predicted model, not a curated record. Gene Ontology annotation, molecular function: protein dimerization activity; DNA-binding transcription factor activity, RNA polymerase II-specific; RNA polymerase II cis-regulatory region sequence-specific DNA binding.